CAGUAGCUUGAGGUAUUAAGUAUUUACUGCUGAUCAGACUUCAUUACAUUCACUGCUGUGGAAUUACAGUGCUCUGGACUACAGGACCUAACAUAACCGCUGGAAAUCUUUAAAGUUAUGUGCAGAGUAGAAGGACAGAUCAAGGAGAGAGGGUACUGGGGGAGUAAAGCAGAGUUUCUUCUGGCUGUAGCAGGAAAUGUGGUUGGUCUGGGUAACGUGUGGAGGUUUCCAUACCUCUGCUAUAAGAAUGGCGGAGGUGCAUUUCUAAUACCCUACCUGGUGUUUCUGGGGACCUCUGGGAUUCCUCUGUUCCUGCUAGAGACGGCAAUGGGACAGUACACACGAGAAGGUGCCAUUACAUGUUGGCAUCGCCUCUGUCCCUUGGCUGGGGGUAUUGGCUAUGCAGGACAGCUGACAGUGUUUUACGGCUGCUUGUAUUACAUCAUCAUUCUGGCCUGGGCACUUUUUUAUCUCAUCUUCUCUUUUAGCCCUCAGCUGCCAUGGGCCAGCUGUGACAACACCUGGAACACAGAUAACUGUGUAAAUCUUGCUGCAAGGAAUCUGACCCUCAACCACACAGCAAGAAUGAAUUCAACCUCCGCAGCUACUGAGUUCUGGGAGCGCAGAGUUCUGGUUCUCUCUGGAGGUAUUGAGCAGAUGGGUAACAUCAACUGGAGGAUUCUUCUGUGUCUUAUUGCAAUGUGGAUCACAUGUUAUUUCUGUAUCUGGAAAGGAGUCAAAUCUACAGGCAAGGUGGUGUAUUUCACAGCCACAUUUCCUUAUGUGAUGUUACUGGUGUUGCUGAUUCGUGGGUUGACUCUUCCUGGAGCCCUACAGGGGAUCGUGUUUUACCUGUACCCUGAACCAUCCCGUCUCGCUGACCCACAGGUUUGGAUGGAGGCUGGAUCUCAGAUCUUUUUCUCUUACGGUUUGUGUGGUGGCACUCACAUUGUACUUGGCAGCUACAAUAAAUACAACAACAACUGCUACAAAGACUGCUUUUGGUUGUGCCUACUGAAUAGUGGCACCAGUUUGGUGGCUGGUUUUGCUGUGUUCUCAGUCCUGGGCUUUAUGGCCCAUGAAUUGGGCGCUCCCAUCGAGGAGGUGGCAGAAUCAGGUCCUGGUCUAGCGUUCAUAGCUUAUCCACAGGCAGUUGCUAUGAUGCCUCUUCCUCAGUUGUGGGCUGUGUGUUUCUUCAUAAUGAUUAUUUUGCUGGGUCUAGACACACAUUUUGUUGCAGUGGAAGUUAUCAUGACAUCAGUGACAGACCUGUUCCCCAACAUUCUACGCAAAGCUGGACGUCAUGAAAUUUUGCUCCUGCUCUUCUGCCUGAUUUGCUUCUUCAGCCAACUCGCCAUGGUUACAGAGGGGGGAAUGUAUGUAAUCCAGUUGUUUGACUACUAUGCCUCUAAUGGAGCCUGCCGUCUUUUCAACUCCAUGUUCUUCUCUCUGUCCAUGGGUUGGAUCUUUGGUGCUGAGAGAAUGUUUAAUGUCAUUGAAGACAUGACAAAGUCACGACCUAACUGCAUAUUUAAAUUGUGCUGGAAAUACCUGACUCCUCUCGUGUCUCUGGUGUCUCUUGUUUGUUCUCUGGCGCAGUACAAGCCCCUGACAUUUAACCGUUGGUAUGUGUACCCAAGCUGGGCUAAUGUAUUCGGCUGGUUACUGGCCCUGUCCUCCAUUCUACUCGUGCCUGGAUGGGCACUGGGCCGACUUUUGACUGAGAAAGGGAGUCUGAAAGAGCGUUGGCAUCAUCUGUGUAGUCCUGACACAAACUUGCCUCUCACCUACAAGCAACGAGCUAAAGUGAGCAACACAGAGGAAAACUAAACAUGUACUCAUAUAGUAAGGCAUGUUGAAUAAAAACUUGACAAUAAACACUGACAUCUAAUAUGCAUUAUUAAAACAUUAUAAUAAUUAGGUCUGUCUAAAAAAUCACUAACAAUAAUAAGUCAUUGUUUUAUUAUUGAGAUAUGUUUGAACUGCUUGGUUUUUUCACAAAAAAAAAGCUUAUUCGGCAUACUCAACAAUCUCCUAUUUUGAUUUUGGCAUCGUGUCCCCUUAUAAGAGUAUUGUUGUUCAUUAGCAUGCAGUGUCUACUCAGUAAAUCUCUAUAUUCAGCCCACAAUGAUAAUAGUCUCUGAAACCCUACAGCUAUCAAGGUGUUGUCCAGGUGGAAUCCAAUUUAUCAGUCCUCAUUUUACUGGAUAUAUUUGCAUCUUUUGACUUUAUUAAACUUUGAGUUAGUUUACCAUAGCCUCUGAGCAACCCUUUAAUGUGUGGUGAUCAAAAGAACUCAACUUCAGGGUAUCAUGGAGGGAAGAUGUGUCUCAAUCCCAUCAAAUGGCCAAUGGGGUCCCUUAAGGAUCAGUGCUGAGACCUUCUCUAUUCUCCUUAUACACAACAUCCCUAGAACAUAUCAUACAGGCACAUGGCUUUUUAGUAUUACUACUAUGCUGACAACAGACAGAUCUUUUAACCAGAAAGUGCUGCACAACUUUACACAACUUGUAAGUGAACAAUGAUGAUUCAAAGAUAUAUGUCAAAUAUGUGUCAUUUUAUUAGAAUUUGAA
Molecule: messenger RNA, 2573 nt
Organism: Triplophysa rosa
Lineage: Eukaryota; Metazoa; Chordata; Actinopteri; Cypriniformes; Nemacheilidae
Product: sodium- and chloride-dependent GABA transporter 2-like
Exons: 14
Coding region: 118-1830 (570 amino acids)
Biological process (GO): sodium ion transmembrane transport
Cellular component (GO): membrane
Source: RefSeq, a predicted model, not a curated record